CCAUCGAGCGUGCUUGUUGUUGGUUUGGCGUGUCGAGAGAGCGCCGUUGCAACUCUCCACGCAGUGAGAGUUCGUCGUUGGGGAAAGUGUGCGUGUAUACGCACGAAAUAAUAGUGUGUUAAAUAAAGAGUAAAGGAAAGGUGUGCUGCUAACAUGUGAUAUUCGGGAGAUUUCUGCAAAUUGGUAAUACGUUCGUACGUACGAGUCUAGUGCGGGCUCGAGUCUCAUCCUCGCGAUUCUAGACGGCCCGAAAAUUUAGCGCCCGGUUGCGGCGCAAAACUGCUGCCUGUUUCUCGGCCAGUCGUGAGUCUCGUUGAAAAAGGGGUGGUUGGAGAAUAAUGUUCUUUGAGCAGUGAGCAACGCACAUCAUGGUCGUCGCGAAGCACUUCACGCAGGGCUCGAGCCCCGAGUUCGGGGUGCCGGAUAUGACGGUCAUUAGCGAUAUCGACGAGACUGGCAUCAAUCGGAAUCUUCAAGUCCGAUACGAGAGGGACCAGAUAUAUACAUACACAGGAUCCAUACUCGUAGCUGUAAAUCCUUACAAAGAGGUCGACUUUUAUACGAACGAAUACGUGAGUCGUUAUCAUGGACAAAAAAUGGGUGCACUCGAGCCACACGUUUUCGCGUUGGCCGAAGCAGCUUACAGAUCUCUUCAAGAUACGAAAAGCAAUCAAUCCUGCGUUAUAUCUGGCGAGAGUGGUGCUGGAAAAACCGAAACAACGAAAUUCAUCUUGCAGUAUUUAUGUUCGGUGACUAGCAACGUCGACACUUGGGUGGAACAACAGAUAUUGGAAGCCAAUACGAUUCUCGAAGCUUUCGGUAACGCAAAGACCGUUCGUAACGACAACAGUUCGAGAUUUGGAAAGUUCAUGCAAGUUUGUUUCGAUAGUAAAUGGAUGAUAAAGGGUUGUAUCAUACAGGACUAUUUGUUGGAACAAAGCCGUAUUACAUUUCAAAGUCCCGGAGAACGGAAUUAUCAUGUACUUUAUCAAUUGGUUGAAGCUGGCACAAGGGACAAGGAAUUUGCUGAACAGUACAAGCUUAUGCCAGCGAUUCAUUAUAAAUAUCUUAAUCAAUCUGGAUGCGUUAAAAUUGGAGGUAUAUCGGAUUCAAAGAAACUCGAUGCGUUAAGAUUAGCUUUUAAUGUUUUACAGGUUGCACCGGAAAUGUGCGAAGGAAUAUUCCGUGUACUAUCAGCUAUCUUAUGGUUGGGUAAUUUGAAUUUCGAAGAUGUUGACGGGGAGAGGUGCGAAUUGAGGGAAGAGGAUGACGACAUAAUCGAAACGGUGGCACCAUUGUUAGGUCUUCAAAUCGAGGAUCUAAGGAAGGUUGUAUUGAUACGACAGAUCAACGUACGUGGUAAUAUCACCGAAAUACCUCUGAAAGUGCAAGAAGCCAAAGAAAAUCGACACGCCAUGGCCAAAGCAUUAUAUUCCCGAACGUUUGCUUGGCUUAUAAAUCAUAUCAAUAAUUGUACGAAUCCAGGACAAGACAGUUCGAGAUUUCUCGGUGUAUUAGACAUAUUUGGCUUCGAGAAUUUCGCGGUAAAUAGUUUCGAACAACUCUGUAUUAAUUAUACCAACGAGAAACUUCACAAGUUCUUCAAUCAUUACGUUUUUGCAUUGGAACAAGAGCUCUAUCGUCAAGAAGAGAUUCAAUAUUCUCACAUAACGUUCACCGACAACACUAUGUGUUUAGAAUUGAUCGAGAAACCACCUAGAUGCGUUUUAAAGUUGUUGACCGAACAAUGCCAUAUGCCGAAGGGUUCCGAUCUCGCGUAUUUAACUAACCUACACGCGGAAUUCGAGAAUCAUCCGUGUUACGUGAAGGGUGACGAUCGUCGCAGAUGGGAAAAAGAAUUUGGGGUGAGGCAUUACGCCGGUUGCGUAACAUACACCGUAGAAGGUUUCGUCGAAAAGAACAGGGACGUACAGCAAGACGUAUUUUUCGACUUUAUGUCCAGGAGUACAAACGAAUUCGUCCAAGAGAUAACGGUUUAUCAAGAUCUCUUAGGAUGUACCGUAGCCCGUGCAACUGGUAACGCUGCAGCAACCAUGUCUCGCGGAACGUCAAAGGGCAAACCUACAUUAUGCGAUUCCUUUCGACAUCAAUUACAGGCUCUAGUCGACGUAUUGCAAGCAACGACGCCCUGGUACGCACGUUGCAUCAAACCUAACAUGGAAAAAGUAUCUAAUCAUUACGACGAGAAACUCGUACUCGAUCAACUCAAAUACCUUGGGAUGUUGGAUAUAAUUCGUAUAAGAAAGGAAGGUUUCCCUAUACAUAUGGGCUUUCACGAUUUCGUAGCUAGAUAUCGAUGUCUUGACAAAGGAAGAAAUUUGUUGUCCCGUGACGAGAGGGAAGCUGUUAGAUCAUUGAUAAGUAGCCAAGGUAUACCGGAAACCGAAUGGCAAAUUGGUAGGACCAAAGUAUUCCUUCGGAGUUAUGUACACGAACCUUUGGAAGAUUCGAGGAAUCAGAUGGUCAGCAGUAAUGCUUUGAUGAUACAAAAGAUUUGGAGAGGCUACGUAGUACGAAAGGAGUACAAGAAGAUCCGCGAGGCUGCGUUAAAAGUCCAACACGCGUACAGGGGCUGGAAAUUGCGCAUAAUAUUUAUUCGUAAACGAAGAGCUGCCAUUAUUAUACAGAGUCAUUUGCGAGGUGUUUUUGCUAGGGAAGUAGCUGCGGCUUUGCGCGAAAUGAGACGAGUGGACGAAGAAAUGAGAAAGAGAGAGAGAUUGGAGGAAGAAAGAAGAUUGAUGGAGGACAAGAAGGCAUUGGAGGAGAGUCAAAGCGCGCAGUACAAUGGUAUUGUUGGAAUGGAACCAGGAAAAGCACAAGAGGAGAUAGCUACGUUGACCCAAAUGGCAGAACAGAUGAAUUCUAAGAUAGCUGCGUCGGAUUUGCAGUCGGUCGAUUUAGACAAUUUGUUUUCCUUUUUAUCGGACGUUCAAUCGACGAAAAGCAAUCAGAUAAUCGAGGAAAUCGGUGAACAGAUGGAUAAUCUCGUAGAAGAUUUGGACGUCGAAUUAGAAACGGUGAUACAGCAGGAGAUGGAAAUGAAUUCGAAGAUCGAAUCGAAAAUGAACACACCUAAUGGCCAAGACGUUACCCCGGUACAGCAGGCACAACGAAUAGGUGGAAGUACGGGAAAAUUGGGUCAACCGAGUCUUCCAGAACCAACCGAACCACCGCCACCUCCGCCACCACCUAUUCCUCCGUUGGCAUUGAACGGUGACUCCUCGGCUGAUAACGGAGAGCCGAUAUACGAAUCUGUUUUACCGCGAGAAGAAAAUGGGCCUAGUAGUCCUAUCAUGAUCAAUGGUAGCCCGGGACAAAUGAACGGUGACUCUUGUGGCUCUCCACCACCAGUACCGAUUAACAAAAUGAAGGAACAACUUGCUGGUAGUCCUCCGUCGUUAACAGAAUCACAAAAUUCCAAUGGACAUCAUCUACAUCACAAUCAUCAUCAUCAUCAUCAUCAUCCAACGCAAGUACCUCAACCCCAACAAAAUGGUCACGAUCAGCAACAACAGCAACCGUUGCAGCAACAGCAACAACAACAACAGCAGCAGCAACAGCAGCAGCAACAGCAGCAAUUACAACAACAGCAACAACCGCAAGUACCUCAGCCGCCUAUCGAAAGGGAACAGAGAAGGAAAUGUAGGGUGGAACGUAAAUUGCAAGAACUUGAGGACAAAAGAGAACAGGAUAUCGAAACUACGUAUCACGAUAUCGUUGAAUUUGCACAGAAUUAUUUCAAUAGCCAUGAGAGAUCACCGGAAGGAACUAUAAUGGCUACGCUUACGAGAAAAUCCCGAGGGAAGAGUGUGGAAUAUAUACCAAAAUACGAGAUGGUUACCUAUUACAAAGGAUCUAGUAUACCAAAUUCUCAUAUUCAUAUGUACGAUCCAGAUAACGUUAACGUUGCCUGUUCGGUAUUCAGGGAUUUAUGUAAAUAUAUUCGUGGUGAGAUGAAGCUCGAUUUAGAAAUAGCAACUAUACAAAGUAUCAUCGGAUAUGGAAUAGAAAGGGAAGAAUUAAGGGAUGAGAUAUUUGUACAGUGUAUGCGACAAGCAACUAAUAAUCCUAAUCCCGAGUGGGCCGAACGCGUAUGGUUGUUGCUCUGUUUGGCAAUCGUAGCGUUUCAACCCAGCAAAUUGCUUUACAAAUAUUUCGUAUCCUUUCUUAAGAAGAAUUUAGUAUUGGAGGGUAAACUUAGACAAUACGUGCAAUGGUGUAUCGACAAUUGCAAGAACACGAAGGUUUCCUGCAGACAAUAUCCACCUUCUACGGUAGAGAUUGCUGCUAUGAGACGAUUGGGUACGAUCGUAUGCCGAUUCUUUUUUCUCGAUGGUAGAACAAAAGCUAUCGACGUACAUCCAACCGAUACCGCAGCCGAUGCCGUAGCCAAAUUAGCUGAUAAAUUGGGCCUUAGAUCGUUAGAAGGUUGGGCCAUCUAUCAAAGCAGGCCGGACGGUGAGGAACAUGUCAGAGCGCACGAUUAUUUGUACGACGUGAUCGCUGCGUGGGAAAUGAAGCAAUGCAAAUUGAACACAUCUCAAUCAACGUUCUCGACGUUACGACGUGGAAAUAACGCAACUUUGGGAAGCGGAGACAAUCGUUUCGUAUUUAAACGGCGACUCUUCCGUAACACGCGAGAAAUCUCUCAAGAUCCUGUAGAAGUGAAUAUGCUCUAUGCUCAAGCUGUAUAUAACGUUGUUAAGUGCGAUGAUUUCCCAGUAUCGGAGAAAGUAGCUCUACAAUUGGCAGGAUUGCAAGCUCAGGUAGCAUUGGGUGAUCCAAAGGAUAACGACAGAUUAGAUUAUUAUAGCGAGGUCGAUAGCUUUUUGCCGUAUAGGAUCAGUCGGGCUCGUGGAGAUGACGUUUGGGUACCGAUCAUAGCUCAAGCUCAUAGACAAUACGGAGCUGGUCGAAAAGAAUUAGCAGCUAAAGUCUUAUAUCUAUCUUGUGUAAUGCAAUAUCCGCUUUAUGGUACGACUAUGUUCAAUGUCACGUAUCGAGGAUAUUGGUCCUAUGGAAAUCAAUUGAUACUGGGUAUUAAUUGCGACGGCUUAAUGUUGAUCAAACCCGACGAUAAAUUCGUAUUGUCGGAAUAUCGUUAUCAGGAUGUUGAAAGUAUAAUGUUGGAUCCAAGUGACUCAUUUAUAACGAUCUCCUUGCUACGACACAAUCCUGACAGUUCACACAAGUGUUUCGUAUUUGAGACGGCGCAAAAAAAUGAAAUAGGUAGUCUGAUCGUUAGUUAUUGUCCUGCUUUAGCAGGAUGGAUAACCGAGAACGAAGUUCCUACGAAAAAAUUCAAGGGUAUCACCAACGAGGAUCGUAUAAGGCUUUAUCAUAAUUUGGUCAAUUGUCGGCGAACAUUGGUCGACGGUGAGAUAUUGAGAAAACCACAAGAUUCCGGUGGUGGUUUUCUGAGGAAUACAUUGAGGAGAUUAUCCAAACAUAGGAUCGAAAAGUUACGACAAGAACACGGUAGCGCAACCGAUCACGGUGAAACCUACAAAGGUUUUCCUUAUGCAUAUUGGGCCUUUAGCAGACAGCCUAUACCACAGAGUCUUUCGAAAUUGCCUGAUCCGGACGAACAAAUGGCACUUAGCGUCUUCCAAUUGAUCUUAACUUACGCUGGUCUAGGACAAAAUGGCGAUACCGUUCGAAGGGUCGAAGACGAACACGUCAACCUGAUACAGACGGUCAUGGAAAGGUGUAUAAGAAAGGAAAAUCUUUUAGGAGAAUUGUAUUUGCAAUUGAUCAAACAAACGACCGACCAUCCUGAUCCAAACAGUCGUGUCAAUUUGAGGCAUUGGGCAUUGCUCUCGUUAGCCUGCUCGGUUAUUCUACCGCCGCAAAAGAUCAUUAGGAAAUAUCUUAUUGCCCAUUUGAAACGGUGCUCAAGCGAUUACGUCACCGAGGAAGGUAAAUAUGCUAGAUUCGCCGAAAAAUGUCUUUACAAGACCCAAGGAACUAGAAGAAGACAAUGGCCACCUAGCAGAGAGGAGAUCAUGUGUACGAUCAAUCGUAGACCGAUCUAUGCUAGAUUCCAUUUCAUGGAUGGACAAUAUCAUGCCGUUGAAUUUCAUCCGUCCGCUACCGCUAGAGACGUAAUGGAGAUAAUCAAAGCUAAAAUUGGCCUUGAAGAGACAGCCAUGGGUUAUGCCAUUUACGAGGUAUUAGGACCUACCGAACGUGCUCUUAUUCCCGAAGAAAAAAUAGCGGACGUAAUGUCCAAAUGGGAACGAUACAGAACAGCCAGUGCGUCUCAGCAAGGUCAACAGCCGCAGAGGAAACACGCGCAUCACUUUUUCUUAUUCAAAAAACACUUGUUCCUCGAUCAGUAUAUGAAUCUUGACGAUCCAGUGGAAAAGGAGUUACUUUAUCAUCAAGUACUUCACGAUCUUCGCGCUGAUCGCUUUCCAAUUACCGAGAAGGAAGCCAUCAUGUUAACAGCUUUGCAAGCACAAUUGGAGCUCGGUGAUUGUCACGAUGGCCUUGCCGAGCAAGAAUAUAGAACGAUAUCGAGUCACUGCCUACCAUCAAGACUAGUACCAACUGUUUGCAUAGAAGGAGUACUUCAGCAUCAUCAAUCUUUACGCGGGAUGACACCGCCGGAGGCCAAGAAAGCCUUUUUAAAUUUAAUACAAUCCUGGCCUUUGCACAGGGCAACGAUCUUCGACGUGAUGCAAUCAUUCACUUCGAAUUGGCCCCGAGUCCUUUGGCUUGCAGUCGAUCAAUUAGGACUUCAUUUGCUCGAACAUCGUUCGAGGAAUACUCUUUGUACUUACGAAUACAGUAGUAUUCUCAGUUACAAUCCCGCAGUUAGUAGCUUCAUGAUUAUCACCUGUACCGAUAAGAAACAGAGCAAGGUUAUAUUAACAACUUCGCAGGCACACCAAAUAGCUAAUUUAAUACGGGAAUAUAUGGAGGUGUUGCAAUCACCUCCGGAAAUACCAAAGAGAGAUUCAGCGAUAGCCCAAUCGAUUGCUCAGCAACAAUACCCACAAACUACUACGAAUCUUCCGGCUAAUAAUACUGGUCGAAAAUCACGACCUGCUUCGAUGUUACACAGAGGUGCACCGGUUAUACAAUCUCAAGCUAGCUAGAAUGUUUUGUUGAUCUUAUAUCAAUCGAUUAUGGAUGGACAAUUUUCAGCGAAGCACCUUUUAAUCAGCUUUCAGCUAUUUCAUAUAAGGGGACCGGAAAAUCGAAAGUGAUAUAUAUAUAUAUAUAUAUAUAUAUAUAUAUAUAUAUAUCUGUGUUGUGUCUUUUUGUUUAACGAAAGAUAUAAAUAUGUCUAUGAGCUUUCGUUGUCAAAGUGCCAUAAGUUUUGUAACGUUAUUAACAAUCCUGUUGUUACGUUACAUUGGUAGUGCACCGCCUAUAAUGUGCCCGGACCAAAUAUGUAUUUUCCUUUUUUUUUAUACAUACAUAUAUAUGUAUAUAUAUAUGUAUGUAUGUAUAUAUGUAUGUAUGUAUGUAUGUAUGUAUGUAUGUAUGUAUGUAUGUAUGUAUGUAUGAUGUAUGUAUACAGGGAUAAAAAAGAGGGGACUGAAAAUCCCUAGUUGAUUUUUAAAAAUCAAUUGUAACAUUUUACGAGACGAUUUGUUAGACUUGCCUAAUUCAAUUAGGACUUGAUUACUAUAAAAGUUUUACAAUCUAAACAAGAUAAAAUGAAAAAAAAAUAAUAGUAAACGAGAAAAAAAAAUUAGACUAAAAAGUAUCGAUCGAAAAAGAGUAAUUGGAUUUGUAAAAUCAUCUAAGGACUUUUGUCGACUCAAGCCCUCAAACUCCACCCUGUAUAAAGAAUCUUAUAAACGCGACUUCUGUAUUUCGAUCGCGUCGAUCAUUGUCCUCUGUUAUUCUUUCGAUGCAUUUACGAUUGAGGCAAAACGCAUUAUCGUGAAUUAUCAGGUUCCAUGUACUUUAUUCAAAUAUGUGCCCUCUGCGACGAGAUGUUUUAAAAAUGUGAUUAGUUUAUUAUUAAUUUUUUGUCGAGGCCUACGAAAGACGUGGAAUACGAGACAUAACUAUAUUAUUAUAGGAAAUGCGGUAUAUAAAGAAAGAGAGAGAGAGAGAGAGAGAGAGAGAGAGAGAGAGAGAGAGAGAGAGAGAGAGAGAGAGAAAAGAAAAUGGAUAGUUUCUUCCGAUAUUUAUUCAAUUUAGAUUUAGUAAUUCUGAAUCCUGUGAGAGAAGAGAGAAAGAGAAAGAGAGACAUUGUCAGGAUAUUUAUUAGCUCUACCGCCGGCGGAAUGUAGAAAUGUAGCGUGACAACUAUUAUACGAGUAAAAAAUUAUCUUAACUGCCAUGUUUACGAAGAGAAAAGAGAAAGAAAAUAGAAAAAAAAGAAAAGAAAGAAAGAAAAAAAGAAACCAAGGGAAAAUUUAUCACGUAUAAAUAAUUGAGCCGAUGAUUUAACAAAAUGAUAACCAAGUCAUAUAUUUUCUUUUUCUCUUUUUUUUUUUGUCUUUUUUUUUUAAUCUAUACGUAUACAUUCUGAAAUUUGGAAUCAUUUAAAAAUGUGAACUUAUUCAAAAAUUAUGUUCCUAUAAUUACAAUAAUAUGUUCCUAAAUUAUAUUCCUAUAAUCAAUAUAGAACUGAUAGAAAAGGUACCAUUAAUAAAUAUAUUUAUUCUUGAAAAAAAAAAAGAACAAAAAGGGAAAAGAAAAAGAAUUUCCUUUCGCGUGAUAUGUAAAAUUUUUAAUAAUUUACAAAAUAUGUCCUUUAAAAUAUAUCUCAGAAUGACUUGGAUCAUUUUCGUGAUCGUUAUGGCUCAUUUAUAAGAAAGAAAAAGAAAAAAAGAAGCGAGCUCUAUAUCGAAGACUUCAAACGUUACAAUAUAUACGUAUUACACUGAAAUUAAUCAUACGCGUCAGAGAAAACACACACUUGCCUUCUUUACAAAUAUAUAACACAUACAUACAUCCUUUUCAAAAGUUUUUGAUAAAGAUUUUUGCUAAUCGUGUUCGUGGCUGUUUACGGGGACAUACAUUUUUUAUCACACCGACCACAGUCGAUCUGUCUACCGAUUACGAUAAUAAACGAAAAAGUUAAAAAAAAAAAAAGAAAAAGAAGAAGAAAAGAAACGAAGAAUAGUCGAUCGUUACUUCGUUCUCUUUUUUUUUUUGUAAUCAUCGCGAAGACCAAUCACAGAGGAAGAAUUUUUAUAUAAUAAAAAUAAAAAAAAAGAGAAAUAAAAAAAUAGUAAAAAGUUAUACCGAUAAGAUUUAUCGAUCGAUAGCCAUAGAUCAUCGAUCUUGCAUGGCAUUUGUAUUUACUUUUUACUUUUUUUUUUUUUUUUCUUUUUUGAUUCGUCUUUUAAACUCGUUCGGAUAAUCGUGUCGGUUUUACAAUAUCAAAAGCAAACGUAUAUAUAUAUAUACACAUACACAUAUACAGAAACACACGUACACUUAUUACUGUUCAUAUCCUAUCUCAAUGAUUUAUAGAAAAAUAUUUCCAUUUUUUACGGACAAUAUUUUACAUUAACACGCUGUUGUUACCGCUUUCUUCGUGAGAUAUAUGCAUUACUCGUAUUCUACUAUUCAAAUAAAAUUAAUAAGUAAUAAAAAGAAAUAGAGAGAAAGAAAGAAAGAUAAAGAAACGUAAAAAAAGAAAGAAAAAAAAAAAGAGAAAAUGAAAUGAAAGACGGACGAUAUUAAACUGUGUAUUGAAAUUCCGACGCGAUCUUAUCGAUCGAAUAAUGCCAGACAAAAAAAGAAGAAAAUUGCGUCCAAAAGAAAAUAAUCAAUUUCACAUUUCUCGAAUCGAUCGAUAUAUAUAUAUAUAUAUAUAUAUAUAUAUAUAUAUAUAUAUAAUUACAUAAUAUAUAUAUUGCAUGUAAAUAAUAGCGUAAUGUUUCAUAGUUAAAUAUUAUUAUUAACGUUUGAAAUAAAGCGUUGCGCGGCCGCUUCUAUCGCGUUCGAUUAAUUAAUAAUUUUGUCCUCUUGAUUGGGACGAAUGAAAAAAGAAAAAGAAAAAGAAAAAAAAAGGAAAUAGAAAAAAAAUAGAAAAAGAAAAAAAAGAUCCGUAGAGGCUUAGAAAGAUUACAAAUUUCUUUCCUUUUCUUUUUUUUACGGCAUUUUAUCUCGUUAUUAAUUUUUUUUUUUUACCAUUUUUUCUUUUGCCAUACAUUUUGUCGAUUGAAAUAAUUAAUAAUCUUGAUAAUAAUUUUUUAUAAUAAUUAUAUAACAGAAAUAAUCAUAUACACAGUUUGAAGUUUGAUAAUAAUUAUACAAAGAAAAACAAAAAAAAACAGAAAAAAAAGAGAAAAGAAUAAAGAAAUGAGCCGGUGAUAUUAUUACGAGAAAAAAAGAGAGAGUCUUAAUUGUAAGUUGAAAAAAUGUCUUUCUUUGCAAUAAGAAAAAGAAUUUCUUUAUUUAUAAUUGCAUUAUUCGUAUGGCUAUAAUUUAAUUAUAAACGAAUUACGAUAUAAUUUCUUGACUUUCUUUUUUUCUUUUCUUAUUUUUUUUUUUCUUUAAUUUUUGACAGAUCGUUUUCAUAAAAAAAAAAAAAAAAUCGGCUCGAAUAUCAUCAAAACAGCAGGUUCAGAAUUAUUUUAAGUUCCUUCGGACCAAAGUAUCACCUCGCCAGAGUUACGUUGAUAAAUAAACAAUUAACGAGAAAAAAAAAGAACAAAGAAGGAGAUGAAAUAAGAAAAAUGAUAGUAAAAGAGAGAGAAAGAGAGAGAGAAAGAGAUAAAAAAAAGAGAAAGAGUUAAUUGUUCGUUCUUCGCAGACGGAAUGGAAAUGAAAGGCAAAAAUUUUGUGAAUGCUAUUAUAUAGAACCUACACGCACACAUACACAAACAUACAUAUAUAUAUAUACACACGAACAGACAAACAUAAAUAUAUUAUAUUAUCGUCCCUGAUUAGUUCUAAUUUUCCAUAUACGGAAUUUGGCUGAAGAGAAAAAAAGAAGGAAGAUGAAGAAGAUGAAAAAAAAUAUCGAUGAACAUGAAAUGCGUAACAAGACACAGACUGUGAUCAGCUUUUGGUGUUCUUAGUCUUCGAGGAGCCAUAAUAAUUGCAAGAGAGUGAGAAUACAUGUACGUUUCAAUUUAUUUAAAAUAAAAUAAAUUAAUCGCUAAAUAAAUAAAUAAAUAAAUAAAUAAAUAAAUACAUAAAAAAACGGAGAGAGAAGAAAGAGAAAGAGAGAGAGAGAGAGAGAGAAAAUGAAGUGAAAAAUUGAAGGAGUGGAAGCGAAAGAAAAAAGAAAAUUAUAGUAUAAAUGACGAUGGUGUUUUAUGGGGGAAUUAUAUAUGAUGAUAAAAUCGAAUGCUUGGAGUAACGCGUGCGCGUGUGGCUAUGCUUGAAAAAAAGAAAUUAAUAAAUUGAUUGAUUGAUUGAUUGAUUCAUUAAUUAAUUAAUAAAAAUAAUAAGAUGGCAGAGAACGUGUAUGAAAGAGAGAGAGAGAAAGCGAGAGAGAGAGAGAGAGAGAGAGACAGAUAGAUGGCACAUAAAGUGCAUGUUAUACAUGUGUAGCUUAAGCGAAAUAAUAAAUUAUUGUUUGACGAUGUUAUUUGAAAUAUAUAUAUAUUAUAUAUAUAUAUAUAAUAAUAAUAAUAAUAAUAAUAAGAAUUAAAGUCAUUCUGUAUAUAAUUAUAUAAAUAUACAUACAUAUUAUAGAUAGACAUAUAACACGAACACACGCACGCAUAUACACGCACGUAUGUACGUACACAUCGUAUAACGCACAUAAGAAUACAAAUCUAUACACGCACACAUAUUAAGGAGUUUAGAAAAAAAAAGAAGAAAAACAGAAACGAAUGAUAAACUCUUAAUUACGAACAAUCGACUCGCAUGUUAAAAACACGUACAAAAAAAAACCGAAGUAUUAAAAAACCCGACACAUAAUAAAUAUACACCGACUUAUUACUUAUUAUUUAAUAUAACAAAAUAUACGUACAUCUUUAUGUAUGUAUGUAUGUGUAUAUAUAUACAUAAGCCCCGCUUGUCCGUAUAUACUUAUAUACAUAUAUAUAUAUAUAUAUGUGUGUACACGUAUAUAUGUAUAUCUUUAUGCAUAUAUAAAUAUACAUGAAAUAUACCCGAGCUCUGUAUAAGAAAUACAAUAAAAACGAAACAAACAAAUCUUUAAUAAUGC
Vespula vulgaris is the source of this 12124-nucleotide messenger RNA. It is a transcript of the gene Myo81F, whose product is annotated as unconventional myosin-X. The record is from RefSeq and is a predicted model, not a curated record. The transcript is spliced from 14 exons. Gene Ontology annotation, cellular component: myosin complex; cytoskeleton. NCBI's taxonomy places the organism in Eukaryota, Metazoa, Arthropoda, Insecta, Hymenoptera, Vespidae. Gene Ontology annotation, biological process: signal transduction. The coding region runs from base 369 to 7124 and encodes 2251 amino acids. Gene Ontology annotation, molecular function: ATP binding; cytoskeletal motor activity; protein binding.